CGUGAGCCACCCAAGCGCAAGCGCGGAGCAACGCGCUCCGUCGUCGACGAUGGAGCGCGUCAGCCAACAGACGCCAUACCUGCUCGCCUUGCCAGGAAGGACCUUGCGUCGGGAUGGGUGGCGGAGAGGAAAGUUGUCGCCAUGGAGGCGGCUGUACGGAGUCUUGCAGAGAAUAUGAUUUCUUUACAGCUAGAAUAUCUUUUCUCCGUCUUCCGCGUGACGACGGAGGAAAGGCAAGACCGGCUUGACAUGAUGUGGUUGGCGGAGGAGCAAAGAAAAUCAGCUGCGCAUCCUCACCGCUUCAAGGAGACCACUCGCGUAAGCAAGAAGUAUCAGUACGGUUUUGUAUGUGACAUGUGUCACUAUGAGUUUCUGCCCGCUGGGAAAAGCAUUUAUUUUUUUCACUGCGCAUGUGGCAGAGAUUUGUGCGUGGACUGUCGUCAGGCGUACAACAAGCGGUGCACCUGUUCCGAGUGCGGCGGCGUCUAUGAAAAUGGUCUGGAGCUGCGUGAGCACCAUCGAAAAGGCGCCUGUGCCCCGGCAGGUCAAAACCGAAGGAGAGCUGUGGUUCAUCAAGGGCGGGCAAGCGCCAACCUCCCCGCCGCCUCGAAGAAGAAGGCGGCACGAACUGACGAUGUUGCCCGGGGAGCCACCGUCACCGUCACCGCCACCACUACAGCUGCUGCAGCGACGGAAACUUCCAAAGCGGCGGCAGCAGCAGCAAGGUCUGUCCCAAAGAGGGAGGCGGUGAUGGUGGACGCAGGGGGCGCGGUGAAGGAGGAGGCGGUGGCGCAGGAGACGACGACGCCGUCGUCGCUGUUUAGUAGGCCCAUUAACACAAUGCCAGAGGGGAAGUGGAAGCCAAUGGAACGUUUAUCGGUCAGCUACAAGCCUGUUCAACCUACACCGGAGGAGCGCGAGGUUUUGCUCAACGGGGAUUGGAUUCGACAUUUUCAUUUGUUUCCAACAGAGGAAGAUGCAGAGCCGGUUGCUUUUACGUAUCACAUUCAGCCAGGGCGUACAGGAGCGAUUUUCCUUAAUCACGAUUUUUCAAUGCAUUCCGCCGUAAUUUCGGUGCUGGAGCGGCAGAUGCUCAUUGUGGAUUACGUUGACACCUUGGAAAACAGUGAUGCGGCCCGCGUGAUUUCACUUGGAAGUGCAAAGUGUUUGGCUGAAGGCGCAUACAAUCUCCUGCAACGCGUUGUCGCGUAUGACUGUAAUAUGAUGAAGCAACACCGCGCUCCUGGCACCAUCUCCAUCUACCGGACGUCGCAAACGGCAAUCCGGUGUCAAGGGGAACCGUUUGUGUAUGUCCGUUGGUUUCGCUUUGACGCAGAGCACUCCUUGAGUGCGUUUUUGCUCUCCAAUGGAGGGGUUCAGGUGCUUGUGGGCGAUCAGUACGAACUUCGCUGGUUUGACGAAAGCCGGAAGUUUCUCCUCCGCAGCAAUGGGGUGUGUGAGAUGGUGGAUGAUGCUACAUUCGCCCUUGCCUCCGACGUGAGCCGCCUGCUGUACGAUGAUUUCUAA
Trypanosoma conorhini is the source of this 1527-nucleotide messenger RNA. RefSeq names its product putative protein kinase. The annotation marks the transcript as partial. The record is from RefSeq and is a predicted model, not a curated record. NCBI's taxonomy places the organism in Eukaryota, Euglenozoa, Kinetoplastea, Trypanosomatida, Trypanosomatidae. The transcript has a single exon.